UGAACCGGUUCAUGUUUUGACUACUGCACCAUGUAAAUUCUGCUACUUGAAUUACUUAAUUUCUUAACACAGCACCUCUUUUUCAUGGCUGUCGCUUUUUCUGUCGGUACAGUGGAUGUCAGACAGGUAGCCUAAUUGCUAAGUGUCUUGGAGGCUUGAUGCUGUCCAUCCCUGCCCUGCCCUGUGCCAAGUGUCAACAUGGAUGAGGAAACCCUUGAGGCAGCCAUCAGUACCUAUGGUGCCCAGCUGCAGCAGGUGGAGACAGCCCUGUCAGCUGGCCUGGACCCUUCCCAGCAGUCAGACCUGCUCAAACUGAAAGACGACCUUCGUCAGUUGAUAGAGCUCACAGAGGCCAGCCUGGUGUCCGUCAAAAAGAGUCGGCUUCUGGCCAGCCUCGAGGACAGUAAUGGACUGCAGGGAAACACCUCAGAGGCAGCAGCAUACACAAACGGUGCAGGAGGCAGUGUGGAUGAUGAGUUUGCUGCUUUCUACUCUGCACUAGGGGAGUCGUCAGGUAGUAGCUCUGAUACUAGAGGGAGAGACGAUGAGGAGGAAGGUGGUGUAGAAUAUGGUGAAGAGGAGGAGGAGGAGGAAGAAGAGGCAGAAGAUGCUCUCAGUGGUACCAAAGUAAGAGCACCCUACCGGACAGCAUGGGGGACACUGGAGUAUCACAAUGCCAUGGUGGUGGGGACAGAACCGUCGGAUGGUGAAGAGGCACAAGUAAGAGUGCUCUACGUCUACCCCACCCAGAAGUCUAUGAAACCCUGUCCAUUCUACCUAGAGGACAAAUGUCGCUUCCCGGAUAAUUGCAGGUUUUCCCACGGUGAAGUGGUGUAUGUGUCGGAGCUCAGAGAGUUCCUUGAGUUUGACCUCAGUAAUCUUGAAGAAGGAUCAUCCUGCUUGGCUCGACAUGAGGACGGCAUCUGGUACCCAGCCAAAAUCAAAGAACUUGACAGUGGUUUCUACACCGUGAAGUUUGACUCACUGCUGCUGAAAGAUGUUGUGGUCGAGGCCGACUGCAUUAUCCCGCCUUUGAGAGAAGACGACCCGCUCUCCUCUGAAUCAGACCUGGACGACACUGGAGAUGGAGAUUAUGUGGCUUAUGCAAAAGUUGUGGACUCUGCUGCAGAUUCCACAGAAGCAUUAAACAGCGCACAUUUUGGUGGCUGGGAGGCACAUACCAGAGGCAUCGGAUCCAAGCUUAUGCUCAAAAUGGGAUACGAGUAUGGGAAAGGCUUAGGAAAGAUGCAGGAGGGUCGGGUAGAGCCGGUCAUGGCAGUGGUCCUCCCCAAAGGCAAGUCUCUGGAUGAGUGUGCCGAGCUCACCCAGAGACGAACACAGGGCAAGGCUGCUAAAGAUGGCACACAAACAGGCCGCCCAAAGAGACGCAGGAAGCCUCGGAAGCUCGCCACCGGAGAGCGCCAUACCGUCUUUGACUUCCUCAACCACAAGCUGGGAAGCAAGAGAGCUGAUCCUGCUGAGGGGGGUGCUGCUGCGCCGUCUGCAGUGAGGGGGGUGGAGGCUUACAGGGGAGGGAAAAGCACCAAGAGGACUCUGAAUGUGAAGCUGUUCCAGGCUGCUGAGAGGGUGUCCCAGACGGAGAGGGAGAUCCAGAAACUGUCUGAGUCACUCAGCAGACAGACAGGCAGGGACGCAUCCAGAGUGAAGCAGCUGGAAGAGAAGCUGUCAGCGGCCCGCCGGCUGCUGGCCCAGCAGAAAGCCCAGGAGCUGUCCAUCCAGAGAGAGCACAAGAAGGCUGACACACACAAGAAGAUGACUGAGUUUUAGGCUCAGUUCUCUCAAAGACUUGGAGGAUAAAUGGAAGCACUGCCUGCCUAAAAUGAACUUUUGUCCCUUUCCUGUUGUCAGUUAUUUGCAACACUGUUUUUUAAAAAGACAUUUUUUAGCAUUAUUUCUCACUGGCAGCGUGGACUGGAGCUGGCAGUGGUGCAGAAUAGAUCAUUUUCUAUGUUUCUCGUUUUAUUUUCAAGGACUGAGCAGUUCAGUUGUUUGGUUUCAAAUAAUACACUUCACAAUAAUGCUGCAAACGAAAUUUUAUUUGUGAUGAGCAUUUAGUCUCAGUGUAUUUUUCUUCGUCUGCACUAAAAACUCUGAGUUUGGAGAA
Messenger RNA from Epinephelus lanceolatus (giant grouper), 2125 nucleotides. RefSeq names its product zinc finger, CCCH-type with G patch domain (gene zgpat). Gene Ontology annotation, cellular component: nucleus. NCBI's taxonomy places the organism in Eukaryota, Metazoa, Chordata, Actinopteri, Perciformes, Serranidae. Gene Ontology annotation, biological process: negative regulation of transcription by RNA polymerase II. Gene Ontology annotation, molecular function: RNA polymerase II cis-regulatory region sequence-specific DNA binding; DNA-binding transcription repressor activity, RNA polymerase II-specific; metal ion binding. The record is from RefSeq and is a predicted model, not a curated record.